Molecule: messenger RNA, 2577 nt
Organism: Hyposmocoma kahamanoa
Lineage: Eukaryota; Metazoa; Arthropoda; Insecta; Lepidoptera; Cosmopterigidae
Exons: 5
Coding region: 380-1291 (303 amino acids)
Source: RefSeq, a predicted model, not a curated record
CCGCGUGCACCCACCGCCCGUCGACGAUCUCUCGCCGUUGCCGGCAAACUCGAACGACCUCUUUUCGCUAACUAACGUCGCACCCGCGCCUGACUCCCGCCGCGGAACUGCACUCGAUAUCCACGCGACUCUCCCGCAUAUGAACGUUGUCAACUGAGCGCGUCGAUAUCUUUGAAAUAUUGUAGACAUUUUUGAAUUGGAAAAAAAAUACUGUUCACACCGAAAAGUAGUUGGAUUUAGUGUAACUUUGGAUUAUGUUACUUGAGGAAGUGAGACCGCCCUCCGAGUGAGGCGGCAUGGCAGUGUAGGCGGCGCGAGCGCACAGCGGUGAUGCGGGUCCGAGGAUGGGCGAACUGCGCGGGCGCGUAGCGUGCGGGCAAUGGAUUGCUGCGGCCACCCGCCCGGCCAGUACGGCGCGGGCGCCGGGAGCUGGGACUACGGUCCGUACGCGCCGCUGCCGUAUGCGUCGUACGCCCACUACUAUCCGCCGCACCAUGACCCUUACCGCUACUACCGCUACGACUACCCUGCACACCAUUCUCACCAUAACGACCAUGUCAUGUCUAUGGAUUACGGGUCGUACGCUUCGAAGGAGGCACGUGUACGUCGCGCGCUAGCGCGUAGAGAUGCGCGCGCGCACACGCCUUCGCAUCACCUGCCGCAUCCGCAUACUCCGCCCUUGGAAUGUGGGAUGAAUAGCCGCCCUGCCUACUGCGAACCGCAGAUGUGGCCUCAUUAUCAGAUGGGCCUCGGCGGGGGUUGGGGCGGCGCGAACGCAGUGUCCGGCGGAUGGAUGGGGCGGAAUGCUUGCUCUCGCGAGCACAUGCGCUAUCCUGCUGAUUGCCGACCCGUCAAGGUGUCACAUAUGCCUCCUCAAAAUCAAGUGUGCCAUCCAGAAGGAAGAUCAACUCCAUAUCCUGUUUACGAGGACACACGUUACAAUGGAGAAAGCACCGUGCGGCAACAGAACACCCCAGAACUUCCAGCAACAGGGCCGGUCCCAGUGGAGGCAUCAAGGACAGCGCGUGACUGCUUUUAUCCGGAGCCUCGCCGCUCACCCCCCGAAGAGAAACGUCCUCCAGUUGUACCGCUACCUGCAUUUCAACAAGCCUUUGGUUCCACAGAGAUAGGGAAAUUCGCCGAGGCGUUUAGUCGCACAGAAAUAGCUCUGGAGGACGCCUCCAACGAAAAUUUCUCGUUCGAAUCCUUCCCCGAGUGGGACGGCUCAACCGAGCCUCAGUGGUCCACACAGCCUGCCUCACGGGAAAUCAAAUGCGAAGACAGCUAUUGAAAAGGGAUAUCUUCGCUCUAGUGCUAAUUUUGGGCGAAUUUGCCUUUAGGUAAUUAGACAAUUGUUCCACCACCACGUUGCCAAAACGAGUAGCUGCGAUGAUAAUUGCAAUGUCAUAGAACUUUAGAAUGUGAUAACAUAACUAUCGUGUACUAAAUGAAUCGGUCGGAUAGUAGUGGUGUGACGUCUAAUUUAUAUAAAGUAGAUUAUUAGUAAGUUAUUCCCUUUAACUAGUUUUAGCCCAGUCUUAAAAAGAAGCGAUGAAACUUGGAUAAAGGGGACGGAUAACUUAGGUACAGCAGUACAUAGGAUAACAAAAUGAUCAUGACUCGAUGUGCCUUUAUUCGGACAACCGGCUGCCCAGCGCGCGGCGCCCCCCGCGCACCGCCCGCCCGCCCCGCGACGGCAAGCACACAAAAUUACUACAAUAGCAAUUAUAGGGACCAACGUUUAGACAAAUAUACACGACCCUGUCGCUACAAUACCGUGUGCAAUAAGCUCAACGAAAUGUUUUAUGAAAGUUCUAUGAAGAAAUGAAAUGCAAAAUGUCAUUAAAAAUUAUCGUCUAGAUAGCAUAAGAAAACGAUAAAAUUUUCUUCCUUUUGCUCUACUUCCAUAAUAGUUCACAAUCAAAAAUGAACAUUGUAACUAUAAUAUAAUGUCUUGUGUCGUCCGAUUUAAAUGUACUUCGAAUAACGUCUCUAUGUUUGUAGAGCUACGACUUCGAAACAGAAUGUCUUUCCAAUUCUGAUGAUAAAUUAGUACAAAACUUACUUCUUGCAACUGUAACAUAAAAAAAACAUUAUUAGUAAAAUUGAAACAUUGUCUACAAUGUGUGCCCCACAUAUGCCGCGCGGAAUCAAAGUAAACCUUCUAAAUUUCUGCAGGUAACAGUCAUGUGUGUACCUUCGUGUUUACUUACUCGUAGGUAGUUAAAUUUGAUAAAAAUUUUAAAGAGAUUACUUAUGAAUAAAAUGGCUUUUUAAUUAAAAUAAUUAGGGGUCCAACAACUUUAAUGUAAAGUGUUUUGUCUGAUUUUAUUUCCCCAUUUAAGAACAUAAACUACGAUAAGAUGAAAUAUGUACAGUUUCGUCAUUGAUAAAAUUGACAUCAGCUGUUUUAUGUUACUUGAGGCUUUAAAUUUAAAGAGUCGUUUUCAAAAAUUAGAAAUAUUUUGUUCUUUCGGGUAUAAACUGUAGUAGGUAUUAAUUGUUUAUUAGUGCCUGUGAUAGUUAUUUUUGUUAUUACUGAAUAGAGUUUGACGUUAGUAUUUGUUUGAAUUUUUU